CCUUAGAGCUUAGUGGGUUAGAUAAUAGAGGACAGGUUCGAUUCCUGACAGCGCUACUUGGUAGUCUCUAUUGUUUAGUCUAUCUCUUAGGUACCUAAUCUGUACCUGCCCGGUUGGGAGGUACCUCUAUAGGUACCUAACACAUUGUAGGUGCCUGGAUUACAGACAUACUGUACGCAAAGCCACCUGCUAAAUUUAGCCAAGCAAAUCCGAACAAAAGACAGCAAGUCGACAACGGGAAAGUCGGCAGCUUGGCUUCUUACCCGUUACGCGUUUUCGAGCAGCUGAGCGACGACGCGAAGAGAGCCGCCAUCGUCCCUCUCGAAAAGACAAACAGAUACAGACAGACACGCCCGGUGAGGAAUAUAGUUGGAGUGUUUUGGCCCUCAUCCUGCAGUGUAUUCCUAUCCGCCGCCGACGGUCCCCUCCCCCCUGAGUCGUCCGGAGGCUCUCUCUGCCUCCCUCUUGCGAGUCCAUGCUCCAGGCCGUCCCGAGUUCCCCGUAGCGCGACGGGCGCAUUUCCCGACGACAACCCUUACCAGAAAUUACGACGCCGAAAACGAUAUAACACGAUCCAAAGUCCCCGACACACUGCCUGUGCCGCCCUCUCGGUGAACGAUGCGUUUCGCUUCUGAGCCGUGGCCCGUGGCUUCAGCGCUGCUCGCCCUCCUCUCUCUCCCCUCCAUCUCGCUUGCCGCCGACGCCGACAAGACCACCACCACCUUGCCCUGUACCGCCACGUCCGUCUCCGGCGCUUUCUUCGACCUCCGACCUGACAUAGCCCUCAAGCUGAAUCCCGACGGUUCCAAACCCGCCCACAGCAACGGCGCACCCCUAGCAGAUUACCACGCCAGGGGCUACGACUAUGGGUCGAAUUUCACCCUCAACAUCUGUGGCGCCGUGGUGGAGCCGGUCGAGGAUGUGAUCGGCGUCGACGAGGGCAAAUGGCGGAACGUCAGCGCGUACUACGUCUCUAAGGGCGACGUAUACAGCCUGGGUUCGCAGUCUACUAACCUCGUCUCCCGAGGCAAGGAGCUAGUGCUGCAAUACACGGGGGGCUCGCCUUGCGACAAGGGGAGGAAGAGGAGUCCGGGCACGUCGAGCAGGAGUAUCGUCCACGACGGCGCAGCCCAUAAGGGGUCUGACUACGAGCGCAAAGAUGACGUGCCGACUCCCACGAACACCAGCGCCGCGAAGCCGUCCAAGGAGACGGAAGAGCCGAAGCGACGGAAGUCGACCACCAUCUUCUUCAGCUGCGACCGAGACCCGGGCGCCGGCGCCGCCGUCGCGUCCUUCAUCGCUACCGACCCCGAAGAAUGCGCCUACGUCUUCAAAGUCAGGUCGCAGCACGCCUGCGCUGGUGUUGAGCCGCACACGCCCGGCAGCGUGGGGCCCGGGUCCAUCUUCGCCAUCAUCUUCGCCAUCGCCGUCCUCGUCUAUCUACUCGGCGGCAUCUUCUACCAGCGGACGGUAGCCCACGCGAGGGGGUGGAAGCAGCUCCCCAACUACUCGCUUUGGGCUAACCUAUGGAGUCAUAUCUGUGAUUUCUUCGUGCUGGUCACCUCGUCUUGCGCUCGGUUUCUCCCGAGCCGGAGAGGGUAUCAGUACAUCGCGGGCUCGUCGGGUGGAAGGGGCCGAAGUACCCGAGAGGACGAGAACCGACUUAUCGACCAGUACGACGAAGAAUGGGAGGAUUAAAAAAAGGCAUUGGCUUGUCUUGUCUUCUUUUGUCCCGCCGGUUGCUUGAGUUGGUUUACCUUGUAUGAAUGCGGCCAUGUUUACUUGUAUGAAUUCUUACGCGCGCGGGGCUAUCGUGAGGGUUCUCGCGACAAAGCGCAUCUCGGCGACAUAUACGAUAUAUCGAUUUUCUGCUGUAUGCACGGUGGAACCAGGUUCAAAAUGACUCGGACACCGAGGGACCGAGAGGAUCCUAUGUAGAAUUAGGUAGAGAGCGAGGUAUAUAGAGAGAAUAAAAAAAGGAACGAGCGUGCGCAUUCGUCAUUGAAUGGGACAGGGGACGACGAGUGGGUUAAUCGAGGAUUUUCU
Molecule: messenger RNA, 2046 nt
Organism: Durotheca rogersii
Lineage: Eukaryota; Fungi; Ascomycota; Sordariomycetes; Xylariales; Xylariaceae
Product: mannose 6-phosphate receptor domain-containing protein
Exons: 3
Coding region: 619-1698 (359 amino acids)
Biological process (GO): vacuolar transport
Source: RefSeq, a predicted model, not a curated record